AUGCGAUCUUCUGGAGUGUGUCGCUCCUUGACUGGCAUCUGGAGGUCACCGGCUCAAAGAUAUUUCCCACUAUCGGGUGUAGCUUUGAAACAUACCUCAAGCCAGACUUCGAAUAGCGAAUUUUCAACUUUGAAGUCAGAUAAUGUAAGAUCUUUGCAUACAAACCAUGUGCAAAACCCACUGGAAAAUGCUGGGCCAGAAAGAUGGAGCUUUAAUUUUGGUGGCAAUAAUAAGCAAAAUUCGAUCUCAAGGCGCAAAGAGGCCCAUGAACCUGUUACUGAGGAAAGUGUCAAAUUAUCCAAAUGGUCCACCUAUACAAUGCCUUCCAAGCAGACGCUUGCCAAACAGCAGGAGCAAGGUGAGUUGCAGAAAAAGGAAGCGAGUGAAAAAAUAGCCGGGCAUCAGAUAAAGAAACCAAAGAGGAAGCUGAGACCUCGUAAGGCGUUAAUUUCGCUGACUCCCAACGCCAUCGUACACUUGAAACUACUGUUGAACCAACCAGAACCAAAAUUAAUAAGGAUAGGAGUUAAGAAUCGUGGCUGUUCCGGGUUGACUUACGACUUGGAAUACACGUCGGCACCCGGUAAAUUUGAUGAGGUUGUAGAACAAGAUGGUGUGAAAGUGAUUAUAGACUCCAAAGCACUAUUCAGCAUCGUGGGGAGUGAAAUGGACUGGAUCGACGAUAGGCUGUCGUCUAGGUUUGUAUUCAAAAAUCCAAACUCUAAGGGAACAUGUGGGUGUGGUGAAAGCUUUAUGGUCUGA
Lachancea dasiensis is the source of this 762-nucleotide messenger RNA. Lineage: Eukaryota; Fungi; Ascomycota; Saccharomycetes; Saccharomycetales; Saccharomycetaceae. The record is from the annotation of a GenBank genome assembly.